This is a messenger RNA of Camelina sativa (false flax), 1112 nucleotides long. Lineage: Eukaryota; Viridiplantae; Streptophyta; Magnoliopsida; Brassicales; Brassicaceae. The record is from RefSeq and is a predicted model, not a curated record.
CGCUAAUCAAAGUAUAGGUGAAAUAGAAUUCAUACUAUUCCGAGUCUUCAGAUCUUGAUUCAUUUCAGAAUGUUGGCACUACACACAAAUUUUACAUUUGAAGAAGGAUGGUCCUUCGUACAAAAAGAUGUUAUCAAGCUGAUAAAAAAUAUAGAAGGAGAGUCUGAAACACCAAUUAAAGCUCAGCAAAUUUUUUACUUUUACACAAAUGCCUACCAAAUGUGCAUCCAUAAACCCGACGAUUACUCAGCAGAGCUUUAUGAGAAGUAUUGUGAAGUGAUUGAAGAUUAUGCUAUACAAACUGUGUUGCCAUCCUUAAGGGAGAAGCAUGGUGAAGAUAUGCUAAGAGAACUUGUUAGGAGGUGGAAGAACCAUAAAAUUUUGGUCAAAAGGUUAACCUUGGCCUUUGGUUAUCUUGACAGAUACUUUAUUCCUCAGAGACGCAUUCCAUCACUGAGUAAAGUUGGCUUGACGUGUUUUCGCGACCUGAUUUAUCGGGAGAUGCAGUCCACGGCCACAGAAGUUGUACUAGCACUUAUUCAUAAAGAACGUAAGGGCGAACAGAUUGAUAGGGAACUAGUGGAAAACGUAUUAGAAGUCUAUGCGGAGAUUGGGAUGGGAACUAAGGAAAAAUAUGAAGAGGAUUUUGAAAGAUUCAUGCUUCAAGAUACUGUAUCUUACUAUUCUCCCAAGGCAUCAAUGUGGAUGAAGGAGUGUUCUCGCUCUGAUUAUUUGCUAAAGGCAUGUCGCCGACUAUAUGUAAUUCUAUUCUAUUUCAGGAAAGUAAAAAAAUAUAUAUAUAGAGAUAUAUCUAUAUAUAUAUAUUAAUGUCAAUAUUUCUAUAUUGCAGUGUGACCAGAGUCUAAAAAAGGAGGAGAGAGUCAGUCAUUACCUUUAUUCAAGCACUGAACCCAAACUAGUUGAGGCAUUGCAGGAGACCUUUAAAAUAUUUUAUGUCUAACAAAAAGGUGGCAACAGUUUGAGUUAACAUCGUGAGUGAAGAAGAAAACUGUGGAUGAUCAUAUGCUUUGGAUUUCGUAAUAAUAAAAUAGAAAAAUUAUGACUGAUUGGGUGAGAUUAAUAAGGUAAACUAUGAUAGUACUUUUUCAGUU